Messenger RNA from Ostertagia ostertagi, 516 nucleotides. Lineage: Eukaryota; Metazoa; Nematoda; Chromadorea; Rhabditida; Trichostrongylidae. The record is from the annotation of a GenBank genome assembly.
AUGUCAGCCAACUUGUACAGAUCGCCCUCAUCGGCCGCUGUAUACAAGUCGCCGUCCAUGAGCGCCUUUGGCGCCCCUUUUGGCAGCAUGUCGGUCGCCGAUCUCGGCUCACUGACUCGUCUCGAGGACAAGAUCCGACUCCUCCAGGAAGAUCUCGAGUCUGAGCGGGAACUCCGCAACAGAAUCGAACGUGAGCGUGCUGAUCUUAGCGUUCAACUGAUCGCCCUCACCGAUCGUCUCGAAGAUGCCGAAGGAACGACCGACAGCCAGAUCGAAUCGAACCGUAAACGCGAGGGUGAGCUGAUCAAGCUGCGUAAGCUGCUUGAGGAAUCGCAACUCGAAUCCGAAGAUGCAAUGAAUGUGCUGCGUAAGAAGCAUCAGGAUGCUUGCCUCGACUAUCAGGAUCAGGUCGAACAGCUGCAGAAGAAGAACGCCAAGAUCGACCGCGAACGUCAACGUCUCCAACACGAAGUCAUCGAGUUGACCGCUACCAUCGAUCAGGUGCAAAAGGACAAG